CGCACGACUCCAGUGACACUGUGGAGGAGAGCAGAGUGCCAUGAAGACCGUCGAUGUGUGAGCGUUUUGCUGCCACCGCUAGAAGAUGAUCCUGCUGCCUGGUCUGUUGUUCAUUCUCUGGGGAGAACCGGCUCGGUGCCUGGAAGAGGGCGGAGGCUUUGAAUUUAACGGAGACAUCCGCCAAUUCGCUGUGUCCAACAACACGGUUUACAUCGCUACAGAGGAGAAGCUGUACCAGCUGAACCACGACCUGACCCUGGUCCGGAGUCUGACCCAGAGAGGAAUCUUUGUGAUUGCGGAACAGGUGGAGUACUCGAAGUUUGACCGGGUUUCUGAGACGGAGAAGUGGAACGCAACUUUCAGUGUCAACAUAUUAUUACCGUUUGUUGAGGAUGACAGUCUGAUCAGCUGCGGUAUGACCGAAGAGUGCGGUUACUGCGAGCUGCUGGACCUGAAGGACAUUUCUAAUGUGCGGUACAAGGAGCACGUCCAGGUGGGGCCCCCAUGGCACAGCAGCGCGUCCGUCAGCUUUCUGGUGAAUGUGGAGACCCGGACCAAGACCGACACUUACAUUCUGGCUGCCAUACAGCAAUACGAAGGCAAAUCCACAAAGACCAAAUGCUCCAUUGAAUCAGACACGGUGAACGUUUAUAAUACCAAUAACGGUCAGAAUGGAGGGAUAUUUUCCUCUCUUGGAGAGUUAGACAAUGCUGCGAUCAAACAUGAAGGCAGUGUGGAGUUUGUGGAUGGAUUUCAGAUCAGUUCAACAAUCUAUCUUUUCUCUAACGUGCCCUCGAAGGACAAACGCAACAAAGUCCGUCUCAUUUGGCUCGAGGGCAAAACCGACAAAACCCAGACUGUAAAGUCUCUGCGGGGCGCGACUCUCAGUAUCUCUGGUGGUGCUGAGUCAGACAGCAGACUCCUGGCCUCCUCGGUGAUCCCGGGUGGGCCGCCGGUGCUCUGGAGCGGCGUGUUCAGUGCGGACGGAGGACAAACCAACACCGAGCUGGUAGUGUUUGACAUCAGCCCUGAUCUCACCGGAGACCCCGAUGUAGAUCCGGACUUCUGCAGUUCCUGUAAAUCUGAUAAGUCAAAACAGACGCCAAAGACACUGAAACCGAAGAAGGUGCUCUUCAGGCAGAACUACAUGACCUCUGUGCUGGCAGUGAGACAGAAGGCCUGGGUGGUUUUCUUCAUCGGGACGGGAGACGGGCAGCUCAUUAAGCUUGCUGUGGAUAAGAACUAUCACACCACCUGUCCCAGAGUGCUCUACAGGGCCAAUGACGAUCGCCAAGUGUUUCCCAAAAUGCAGCUGGACCAGGUGGAUCAUAAACAUGUGUACGUGCCAUUUAAAAACCAGAUGAAGCGUGUACCUGUGUCAAAGUGCAGCACAUACAGAAAUGUGCAGGACUGUUGGUCUGCACAGGAUCCAUACUGUGUCUGGUGCGGCUCUAAAAGAAGUUGCACAUUUGAAGACGAAUGCCAAGAUUCAGACUGGUUAUCCAUUCCUGAUGAUUCUCAACAGACAAUGGUUUCAUAUAAAGUUGUAAAGGACAGCACUGGGCAGAUCACUGUUAUCAUCCAGACACACGCCACUGUGGGCCUGAAUGCUCUGUCUAACUUUGCCUGUCAGUUCUCUGCAAAUUCCGGUGAGCUUUGUGACACGGAAAACCGUCGUCCACAGUUCCCUCGAUGCACCUGCAUCCUUAAAAAUAGCACACUUCCUGCUGAAGGCCUGCCAGUCACAGUUAAGAUUAGACUUGGGACAACACAUUUGUCGAAACCGCUGAAGAUAUCCAACUGCACCGACAUCAGGGGACAGCAGACUCCUGCCCUGUGUCGGCGAUGUAUCGAGGCUGGAUGUGGCUGGAGCAAAAACGGCUGUUCCUGGGGGAAUAGUACUUUUACAGUGGAUGUAAUGUCAACCUGCUUAAUGUCUUCACCUCACUUCCUCCUGCAGGACAGUGUUUGUCAAACGGAGGAGUCGGGGAUGAACUUCUCUAGACCAGAGAUCUCCUCAAUCUCUCCCAGUGUCGUGUCUUUCUACGGCAGAAACUCUGCAAUGUUGUCUGGUCAUAACCUCGCUGGCGUGACCAGAGUGAGGAUCCAGGCGGACAUGGACUGCACGCCACAAGAAUCUCCUGUGUGGAGCAACACUGGUGUGGAUCUGACGUUCCACAUUCCCAGGACGGAUAAUAAAGGCGUGGUCAAAGUAUGUGUUGUCCUCCCAGGUGGUAGUUGCCAUGGCAAUGCUAAUAUCACCUACCGGUCCUUACCUUCCUGCAAAAACAUCACACCCAGCAGCACCUGGACCAGUGGGAAGAGGAAGAUUACACUCACUGGAUCCCACCUGGAGUUUGUGGAAGGGGUCUUACACAGCCACGCCCUGCAUGAUGUCAGACUUCCCAGAAACAACAUCUCUCAGAAUCUGAUCUAUGACACACCGGCAGCUGGAAAUUAUCGAGAGAGUUUUACAAGCAGUGUGUUUCUGAAAGUAGCCAAUGAAACAUUGAACUGCUCCACAACAAUAACCUACUACCCAGACCCUGAGUUCACCAGCUUCACAUCUACAAGGACAGGAGACGAUGUGCGCAUCACCAUAGAGAAAAAGGCAGACAAACUGGAGAUGACAUUGGGAGAGUUGUCAGUGUGGGGCGUUCAGGAAGGGGAACAAUUCCCCUGCAUCAUGGAAGCCAAAGAAACCAGUAACGAGACUGACUUCUUUAUCUGUGAGAUUCAAGGGACACCUGACGUUGAGUUUCAGCAGUUAAUGAUAAAGUAUGGAGACAAGACUGUAACCCUGAACCCUAGGUCUUCAGUGUAUAUGUUCUUUCUGAUGCUACUUGCCCUUCUGCUGAUACCCUGCAUUAUUGUUGUGGUUGUGAUUGUCUAUCGAAGCAAACAGAAGAAGCUCACCCAUAAGAUGAACAGGCUUAUAGAAGACCUGGAGCUCGACAUCAGGAAUGACAUAAGACAAGGUUUUGUGGAUCUGCAGACUGAGAAAGCUGACCUGAUGGAAAAUGUUGGAGCGAUUCCUUUCCUGGACUACAAGCACUUUGCCUCCAGAAUCUUUUUUCCUGAGAGCGAAUCUCUGAUGACAUCGUGUAUCAAAGACAUUGGUCAGGAUGUGGUGAAGGUUCAACUUGACGAGUGCUGCCAGGGCUUGUCCAGGCUGAUCCAGGACCAGGUCUUCCUCACAUCUAUGGUGCACGCUCUGGAGGAGCAGAAGAGCUUCACCAUCAAAGACAAGUGUGCGUUGGCAUCAUUACUGACCGUAGCGCUCCACAACAACUUGUCGUACCUGACGGAGGUAAUGGAGGCUCUGCUGAGGGAUUUGAUGCAGCAGAACAGCAACGCUCAGCCCAAACUGUUACUACGACGCACUGAGUCCAUUGUGGAGAAGCUGCUGACCAACUGGAUGUCCAUCUGCCUUUAUGGCUUCCUCCGGGAAAGUGUUGGCCAACACCUGUUCCUGAUGGUGAGUGCUCUCACGCAGCAGACAGCAAAAGGACCUGUGGACUGUGUGACAGAGAAAGCUCUAUACACACUGAGCGAGGACUGGCUGCUGUGGCAGGCUCAAGACUUCAGCUCCCUGAAGCUGAAGGUGCUGUUUGCAGUGGGAAGUGACGGAGAGGUCAGUGAGCCUCUGGAGGUCAACGCCUUGAGCUGUGACACAGUAGAGCAAGUCAAAGAGAAAAUCCUUUCCACCUUCAAGGCCAAGUUUGGAUUCCCCUACAACACCCUGCUCAGGGACAUUUGUAUCGAGUAUGAGAAGAAUGGAUCAUUUGUUCCUCUCCAGGAAGUGGAUGCGAGCUCGGAGGUCAUUGGGGAGGUGACAAUGCUCAACACACUCAAGCACUACACGGUUCCCGAUGGAGCGACAAUCAAAGUGCUUUCUAAGAAAACCCAUCCUCCUCUGAGCCCACAGGGGAGUCUGAAGGAUGAUGAAAACUUCUCUGGAAAAUAUUUCCACUUGAUUGAUCCUGAUGUAGACGAGGACCAAAGAAAGAACCCAGAGAGGAAGAAGUUAAAACUGAAGGAAGUGUACCUCACCAAGCUGCUCUCCACCAAGGUGGCAGUGCAUUCAUACGUGGAGAACCUGUUCAGAUCUAUCUGGGGGAUGCCGCACUGCAGAGCCCCGCACGCUGUCAAAUACUUCUUCGACUUCCUGGACACUCAGGCAGACAACAUGAAGAUCACCGACCCAGACGUGCUGCACAUCUGGAAGACCAACAGUUUGCCCUUGCGCUUCUGGAUCAACAUCCUGAAAAAUCCCCAGUUUGUGUUCGACAUGGAGAAGACUCCAAAUUUGGAUGGCUGCCUUUCUGUCAUCGCCCAGGCCUUCAUGGACUCCUUUUCUCUUAGUGAGACCCAACUGGGGAAGCAUGCACCAACCAACAAGCUCCUCUAUGCCAAAGACAUUCCCAAGUUCAAACAGGAAGUGAAGAUUUACUACAAGCAGAUCAGAGACCAGUCACCCAUCACAACCUCAGAGUUCAAUGACUUCCUGCAAGAGGAGUCGAAGAAACAUGAAAAUGAGUUCAACGAAGCCGGAGCCCUCAGAGAGCUCUACAGAUUCAUCCAGCGAUACUUCACAGAGAUCCAAGAGAAGCUGGACCAAAAUGGAGCCCCUAUUGAGCUGACGGAGCAACUACAUCAUGUUAAAAACUUGUUUGAUGGACUAAAGAGCUGCUCCUGGAACUGAGCCGCCAUCCUUUCACUCAUAUUUAUGAAUGACAUUGUGAGAGAAAAACCCUUCCGAUCCUGUCAGGAGAGGACCGAGGGGACUUUUGUCCUGCAUGCAUCAUCCCGUUACUGAAGAAACAGUCUCAGAGGAGCUGAAGGAGGUGCCAACCAUGGCAGUAAUUCAUGAGUCAAUGGGAAUUUUGUGUCUUCUGUUGAAAACUGAAUCCAGGCAACUUUUUGGCAUUAAACUGGUGAACUCCCAGAGACACUGAGGCACAUAUCACCUGUCAGUUGCUUUCAUAAAAAAGGACACUUUUACCGUUUGUCUCUAUCUGCUGAUCUGUCUUUUGUCUGAUGGACUUUCUUACUGCAGUUUCACAGUGAAAAGCAACUACUUCAUUAACUUACACUAUUUGUUGUCACACAAAAUACACAGACACACAAAUUCAAAACCACAGAUAGAAAAAGACUCAUUUUUAAAUCAUUGUUUAAAUACAGUUCAGGUAAAACUUGUUCAAGUCUGUAUAAACAUUGUGCAAUUAACAGCCUGCCGUGUCUCAAACCUUUGUAUCAUCUCAUCUGUAUAAAAACCUUUUUUUCCCCCAGAGUUUAAGAGCAAAUGUGUGUAAACAAACCUCUCAAUACAGUAUCAAACCCUGAGGAUGUCACGGUCAAUUUAAAAAAAAAGGUGCUGCUGCAUUUCAAAUUACCCGGUGUAACAACAUUAGAGAGACACUGAUCAAAUCCAAUCUCAUCUCUCUUUCAGGAAAAACACCAAUAAAUAAUGCUAAAAAACA
Dicentrarchus labrax (European seabass) is the source of this 5483-nucleotide messenger RNA. RefSeq names its product plexin C1 (gene plxnc1). The record is from RefSeq and is a predicted model, not a curated record. The transcript has 31 exons. Bases 86 to 4705 code for a protein of 1539 amino acids. Lineage: Eukaryota; Metazoa; Chordata; Actinopteri; Moronidae. Gene Ontology annotation, cellular component: semaphorin receptor complex. Gene Ontology annotation, biological process: regulation of cell shape; semaphorin-plexin signaling pathway involved in axon guidance; negative regulation of cell adhesion. Gene Ontology annotation, molecular function: semaphorin receptor activity; protein binding.